Messenger RNA from Schistosoma margrebowiei, 393 nucleotides. The record is from the annotation of a GenBank genome assembly. Lineage: Eukaryota; Metazoa; Platyhelminthes; Trematoda; Strigeidida; Schistosomatidae.
AUGACUGACUGGAAUGUCGAUUUGGAUAACAAAAGACGUUUGAUCUGUCAAUGUUUAUGUCCAUGUUUAAUUGACGGAACACUAAACGAUGUUAGAGACGAAAACCUUUAUUCAGAAGAAGAAGAAAUAUUCUUAACUUCUAAAGCUAGAGCCUUAUCGAACCUCUUGUUUUUAAAAGACGAUGUAUUUGAAAUUGAAGCAUCAAAUUUGUACGAAAAGAAAGCAAUUACAUUACAACCAUGGAACAGUGAACACAACUUAAAGAAUCAACAUUGUGAAGAAUUUCAAUCACCAUCUCAAGUCAUAAAGAGAUAUUUACAAGAUGAAGCUAAGCAAAUCAAUCGUUAUAUCUUGAUGACUAUCUUAUAUAACGUUACCGGACCUAUAGUAUGA